This is a messenger RNA of Brassica napus (rape), 973 nucleotides long. Its product is annotated as proteasome subunit beta type-1. The coding region runs from base 110 to 781 and encodes 223 amino acids. NCBI's taxonomy places the organism in Eukaryota, Viridiplantae, Streptophyta, Magnoliopsida, Brassicales, Brassicaceae. The transcript is spliced from 6 exons. Gene Ontology annotation, cellular component: proteasome core complex. The record is from RefSeq and is a predicted model, not a curated record.
AGUCUACGUCUGCUUUCGUGUUCACAAAGCCAAUCUCUUCUCUUGUCUCAUUUGCAAAUUCCCCAGUCUCUAUUCAUCUUUAUUAACAAAAGACAGACAGAGAAGCUCCAUGACGAAGCAGCACGCGAACUGGUCUCCUUACGAUAACAAUGGAGGAACAUGUGUGGCCAUCGCUGGAUCGGAUUACUGCGUUAUCGCCGCCGAUACUCGGAUGUCUACCGGCUACAGCAUUCUCACUCGCGAUUACUCCAAAAUCCAUAAACUAGCAGACAAAGCUGUGCUCUCUUCCUCUGGCUUUCAAGCUGAUGUGAAGGCACUUCAGAAAGUACUCACAUCAAGGCACUUGGUUUAUCAGCAUCAGCAUAACAAGCAGAUGAGCUGUCCCGCUAUGGCUCAGCUUCUCUCCAACACGCUCUACUUCAAGCGGUUUUUCCCUUACUAUGCGUUUAAUGUUCUCGGAGGGCUUGACGAGAAUGGUAAAGGGUGUGUCUUCACGUAUGACGCUGUUGGUUCGUAUGAGAAGGUUGGAUACAGUGCUCAAGGUUCUGGAUCGACUCUGAUUAUGCCGUUUCUUGAUAAUCAGCUCAAGAGUCCGAGUCCUCUGCUGCUUCCUGCCCAGGAUGCUAUCACUCCCCUUUCUGAACCGGAAGCAGUUGACUUGGUGAAGACUGUUUUCGCUUCUGCCACUGAGAGAGAUAUCUACACUGGGGACAAGCUUGAGAUCAUGAUUCUCAAGGCCGAUGGCAUCAAGACCGAAGUCAUGGACUUAAGGAAAGACUAAGUGAGACUUUGCGCAUAUGAGUGUUGGGAACAGAGCUGCACCCGUUAAAAGAAGGAUCUUAACAACUUUGUCGUUUUUCGUAAACAUUAGGCUCCCUCGGUUACCUUGAACUGUGUUUGAAGUUUAAAAACUGUUUCCUUAUGUUGUUAACAUAUCCUCGUUCUCUCAUUUAUGAACACAUGGUAGAGCAUA